AUGCAUGAGUGUUUUAGCAAAUCAUGCGAUUUCAACUUAUACAUGGUGCAGACAGGGACAGCUGCCCUUGUUGAUGUCAGGGUUAGGCAAAUUGAGGUUCAUGCAUUUGGUUGGAAGCAAGAGAGCAGCGAGUCCCAGUCAACUCUGAUUAACCAGUCAUGGUCUCUAGAUGGCUGGUACAUGUCAUCUGGUUCAGCAGAUCCUAUGAUCCACAUCUUCGAAACACAGCAGGUCCUUGCAACAGAUGGCUUGAAUGCUUAUUUGAACAACAGAACAAGUAUGUACCGCAUUGAGCUGGACCCUCAACUUAAGCUCUUGUUGGAAGGCAAAUUUCCAUGCUUUGAGAUGUUGGAUCCUUCCAUGUAUAUCAUAUGCAGGCAUAUAGUAGAAAACCUGGACGAAGUUCAUCAAUGCUGA
This is a messenger RNA of Miscanthus lutarioriparius, 417 nucleotides long. NCBI's taxonomy places the organism in Eukaryota, Viridiplantae, Streptophyta, Magnoliopsida, Poales, Poaceae. The record is from the annotation of a GenBank genome assembly.